UAUAAUCAUUCUCCAAUCCCCUCGUCUAUAAAAUCCACAUUUCCACUUCUCACAAACUCGUUGCCAACAUCUAUUCUUAGCAACCAUACGUUUUCUCUCUUCCCAAACUUGAAAAAAACAUGCUAUCUAUUUCCUCCUCAACAACCACCACCUCCUCCGUGGGUCCCACCAAUAAUCGUACUCAUCAAUGUCCGAACUCUCUUUCUCCACCUUCGCUCUUCUCUCUAUCUCGUCGCAACACUCGAAAAACCCUUCAUGUUCGAUACAAUCGUACUACUAAUUCCAACACGGCCGUGUCAUGUGGCACGGCCGUGUUGGCCCGUGCAAGUAACGAACAUAUUCUUGAUCCUGCUAACGUAAGAGAUGCUAAGCUUAAAAUUGCAAUCAUUGGGUUUGGAAACUUCGGUCAAUUCUUAGCUAAGACGAUUGUUAAGCAAGGACAUCGUGUGUUGGCUUACUCACGUUCCGACUACUCCCGUGCUGCUAAGGAUAUCAGCGUCGAAUAUUUCAGCGACCCCGAUGACCUUUGCGAGGAGCAUCCCGAGGUGAUACUUCUAUGCACUUCGAUCUUAUCUACUGAGAAGGUCCUUCGCUCGCUGCCCCUCCACCGCCUCCGACGAUCGACUCUCUUUGUGGAUGUCCUUUCGGUGAAAGAGUUUCCUCGCUCUCUCUUCCUCCAAGUUCUUCCAAAGGACUUCGACAUCCUUUGCACCCACCCAAUGUUUGGUCCUGAUUCGGGCAAAAAUGGGUGGGGUGGACUCCCAUUUGUUUUCGACAAAGUCCGGGUUGGAUCUGAUCCAACCCGAACUCAUAGAGUCGAGACGUUCCUAACCAUAUUUAGGGAUGCCGGGUGUCGGAUGGUUGAGAUGACAUGUGCUGAACACGACAAGCACGCGGCCGGGUCCCAAUUCAUAACCCACAUGAUGGGCCGGGUUUUGGAGAAGUUGGGCUUAGAAAACACACCAAUAAACACAAAAGGGUAUGAAAGUUUAUUGAAUUUGGUGGAUAAUACAGCAAGGGAUAGCUUUGAACUAUUUUAUGGGUUAUUUUUAUACAAUAAGAAUGCAAUGGAACAAUUGGAUAGAAUGGAUUGGGCAUUUGAAAUGGUGAAAAAACAACUUUCUGGGCAUUUGCAUGAUCUUGUUAGAAAACAAUUGAUGUUAGAGACUAAUAAUGAUCCAAUUAAGGGUGAAAAAAUGGACAGAUUAUUGCUUCCUUCUCCUUCAGAAAACCUUCCUCAGAUUGUUCCUUCUGCUGAUGUUACUGAGCAGGAAUUUGUAGCUGUUAAUGGAAGUAGGUUAUCUACACAGUGUUAAGAAAUUCAACUACAAAUCAGAACUAUAAGUUGUUCUAGUGGUGAAAAGUUUUCUUUGACACCAUUAUAAUAUGAGUUCGAUUCUCACUAGAACUACCAGAAGAAAACUUCAACCUAUUGCCUAUAAGAGAUUGUCCUUACCUCGAAAUAAUAAUAAAAAAACAACUAAAUAACAAUAACAAAAAUAUGACGAGCAAUAUGUAUUUAUUAUGGUAUUGGGGUUAAGAAUUGGUUUUGUUCAUUGUUUUUAUAUCUUUUUGAAUUGUUAAAAAUCCAUUGUAAUCUGAUAAUUUGUAGCAAUUCUGUAAUAGUAAUAAUGUAUUUGUGUUUUAGUUAAGAGGUAUUAUUAAGUAACCAAGCUUGUAAAUGACAAAAUAUAGAAGUUUCCUAAAU
Molecule: messenger RNA, 1708 nt
Organism: Amaranthus tricolor (Joseph's coat)
Lineage: Eukaryota; Viridiplantae; Streptophyta; Magnoliopsida; Caryophyllales; Amaranthaceae
Product: arogenate dehydrogenase 2, chloroplastic-like
Exons: 2
Coding region: 120-1316 (398 amino acids)
Biological process (GO): L-tyrosine biosynthetic process
Molecular function (GO): prephenate dehydrogenase (NADP+) activity; prephenate dehydrogenase (NAD+) activity; arogenate dehydrogenase (NADP+) activity
Source: RefSeq, a predicted model, not a curated record